UUUCAAAUUCCAUCCAAUGUGUACAUGCAUCUCUGCUUUUGUUUUCAAUACUUAAGGGGACCAUUUACCCUCACAAGGAUAUGAAUGUUAAAAGUUCUUGACCAUUUUAGCUGAGAACUGGCAUAAGACUUGAUGGGAGUAUGUCACAGUGUGAGCUAAGCAUGUGAUGGGAAGGGGUGGAUUGUUAAUAAAGGUGCAUUCAAUUGAAAAACGUGUAAAACAGCAUCAGCUGCCACUCUGCAUUGUCCCAUUCCCAUCACUAGGUGGCAGUACAUCCAUGUACAAAGCUGGCAGAGAGAUGACAAAUGGCCAGACUUCCAUUUGAUUCCUUUGCAGCACAUACAGCAGGCACAAGCACACUGUUGAAUGUGACUGGGUGAUUUAAAGCAUCUUUUCAAAAUUUCAGCCUUAUCUGUUUCCAGUUGGGGAUGAUAAGUACCAUAUUUCCAACAAAUGUACCCUUUAUUUCAUUGCAUUACCAUGUAUUCUUGUGGAUCUGGUGCAUGUGCCUGUAAAUGCCCAGAAUGCCAGUCUGCCUCGGGUGCUUAAAGUCUCCAAAAAAAACCAUCAGUGCCAGCUGAGGAAGCAGACAACACCCCCACCACGCCUCACCUGGGGGGUGCAGGAGUGCAGCUACUGCUCACUCAUGCAUCUUCUACCCCUCCCUUCCCUUCCCUUCCUUUCUCCUCCUAUCAUUCUCCCCCUUCCUCUGUGUUUCCUCUCUCCUUCCUUUCCCUGCCCCUCCUACCCACUCUCCCCUUGGCAUCACAUCCCACGUUAUCCCCUUUCCUCUCCUCCUCCUCCUCUCUCUCUCUCCCCUUCUCCAUCUUUCCUCAGCAACAGCCACACCCCAGUGCUCCAGCUCUGCACUCAUUUCUGCUGCGGACACAGUGGAUCCCCAUUUUCAGCAAAGCAGCCCAGUAUGGUGUUGGGAUGCAGAAGCUCUUGAAACAAUGACUCUGCACUUCCCUUUGCACCUGCUGGCUGUCCUGCCUGGCAGUAUCAGUGUACAGCUGUUUAUUUCCGUGCAUGUGUUACACAUUUACACUCCAAAGAUGUUGCACAAAUGUCAUACAUCAUCACAGGGAGGGUUUGCCUGCCAUGCAUGUUGCAGCCAUAUAAUCCCGUUGCGCAUACACUCCUGCACUUACGGUAGCUUCAUUUGCAAGGGGAGGGAUCAGAGGGCCCCAUACCGCUCUCAUUGUCACUACAGCUCUCCUCACUCACAAGGGUAUUAGUGCCGCUCAGCAGCCUGAACCUGCAGAAGCCGCUGCCUUGCCCUCCCCUUGUACCCUCUUUGCAGACAAAAAGCUGGAGUAUCUGCCCUACCCCACCAGGUCUGAGCAGACGCCUCAUCUCAGCACUUGUCUGUUUCAUCCAUAAGUGAAGACAGCUCUUCAAGCAGGUGACCUGUCUCCUCCCCGGUGUCCCAGCAGGCAGGCAUGGCAGACGGUCGGCAGCCAGACGAGCACUGGUCCUCAAACGGCCAAGAGAACGGUGAGAAUGGCUACUCCACCUACAGCUCUGCCUACAGGGAGAAUGGAUACCACGGCGGGGCAGCUGCACAUCCUGGAACGACAGUGGAUGACUCAGCCAAUUUGCCUCCCUCCCCUCCCCCCUCUCCAUCCGCUGAGCAGAUUGGGCCCGUGGCACAAGCCCACCCAGAAGAAUGUAUCAGUAAAGCACCGUGUGAGUCUGCUAUGAAAGAAGAUGAACCACAAGUGGCGUCACUACAUCAGUUGGCAGUUGAAAGUGCAACGCCUGAAGGUGCAGAUCUCGCCUCGAUUGAACCUCCCCUUCUGUCUGUAAAAGAGAAAGAGCUCUCUGACACCUCCUCAAUUGAGCAGGGUAAUCAAGACAGAAAGAAUGUAGUAGAAGAGGCUGCUGAGGGACACCUGCCUGUAGAAGAAGCAAAACAACCUUUACUGGCAGAGGAUUUAUCAAGUCUUAAGGAGGAAGACAAAAAGGAAAUUAUCUUACCAAGCAAAUCAGGAGUCCCUGUGGAUGAAAGCAAGAAAAAACCUGUUGUGGUUGGGGGAAUAAAUAAGGAGGGCCAAGAUAGUGGCAGUGACAUUAGAUUGCAUGAGACACCAGUGACUGACAUUCAAAAAGUGGAACACAGGCAAGAAACAGUUGAGUCAAGUCCAGAACCUGGUAAAGAGUUGAAAGCGACAUCAGAUAUUUUUGCAGAACACGAGUCAGGAGCGAAAACCUACUUUGAGACAUCCUCAAAAGGCAACGAAGAGGAGUCAGCACAAACCCAGAGCUAUUACGAACUCAGCACAGCAGCAGAGACAGUUAAGUUAAGUGGGGAACCUGAAGGCAUUAUGCAGAAGCUCGAGGAACAACAUGAGAGAAAAGCCGGAACAUCUCCUGGUAAGAUGUCAUUGGAACAAAGGAGUCACUCCCUAAACAUCACUGUUGGGUCUUCAGCAGGACAGACAGUGACUGGAGAGAAGUCAAAGGCCUUCUCAGAAAGGUUAUGUCCAAUCAGUGGAAGCUUUGAUGAAUCUGAGGUUUACCCUUCAACACCAUCUGUGGAGAGCCAACACCAGUUUCCUCCAGCUGUCUCUAUUACCCCAACUACCAAUGAAUCAUCUGAAGAUAUCCCCACCAAGGUAGAAACACCUUUACCUCCUGAUAAGCACAGUAGAUUUGAGCAUUCAGGCAGCCUGUCUGAGAUGUUGGACCUAGCUGGAGCCCUGCCUCAGCCAUCAUUAGAGAGGAGGGAGCUUGAUCACAUGAGACGAAAGUCUGUGCCCACUAAUGUAUCAGCUCUAGUGGGGAGUUCUUUGGCCAAGCUUGCCUUGGGAGAUCAGACCUCGAGAGGGGUGGGAGGGGACAGCCAGCUUGAGGAACUGGGCUACUGUGUGUUCAGUGAGUACUCAGGGCCGAUGCCUUCUCCUGCUGAUGUGCCCAGUCCUGGAGACUCUCCACACCAGCGUUUCCCUUCUAUGGAGAGUGAAGUUGAGGAGGACCUUGGGGCCACAGAAGUUGAAGGUGUUCAAAAAGGAAUGGAACAACAAGACCCUAAAGGAGCUAUCCCUGAAAUGUCUCAAAAAACAGUGUUUGAAAAGAAAGAUGUGCCAGUAAAGACUACCCUGAUUCUUGAAAAAGCUGUGACAAGUGGAAUUAAACCUGAUCGCCUAAGAAUCCCAAUUAAUUCCUCAAAAGAAAGACUGACGGAGUUUCGUUUGGAGAGUGGCCUGCCUGGUGACAUAAAGAUCCAAGCAAUCCCGGAGGUAGAUGUUGAAAAAGACCCCUCCAGAGAGGCUUCUCCCAUCCCACCAGACAAUUCAUUUACUUUCACUCUUGCAGAAACUGGAAGCAAGGCUCCCCCAACUCCCACCACCCCCAAGUCCCCAAAUGAUACACCCUCAGAAGCCCAAGUCACUGGAGAGAAGGCAGGGAAAGAUGUCUUACCAGAGGUCAAAGUAGAGAAGGAUCCAGAGGCUGAGAGGACUGAUGAUAAACAGACAGUGUUAAAUGAAAAAAUGCUGAAAUCUGAGCAGGGAGAAUCUGAAGAAAGUGGUGAACCAAAAAUGGCAAACACAGACAUACCUUCAGCAUCAUCUCAGUCUUUAGGAGAGAGCACAAAAAUAGACAACAAGAAGAUUCAAAGCGAACAUGGGACACCUACAAGAAUAGAAAAGCAAGACACCUCAAAAGCGGUUCAGGAUUUAAGCACUGAAAAGCGCUUAGAUGACAAAGAUGCCCAAAUCCAGUUAAAGGAGCUGACUCUGGAUAAAGGGUCACCAAGGCCACACAUAUCUUCCCCAGUCAUCAUUAUACCUCAAGCACAAAUAGAGGAAGAAGGAGAUGAAGAGGAUGAUAUUGAGAUUGCUGAAGAGCCUCAAGAGAUGCUGGAGGAAGCUGAAGUGCCUGUGCUCGCCAAGACAGAUAAAGAAGAGAAGAGUCUAAUCAAAGAAGUUGGGAAGGAGGAGCAAAAGAAAGUUGAGGUGAGGCUGAUGGUAGGCAACCAAGUGGUGGUGGAAGAAGACACCAAGUCUGGAGCAGAAGAAUGGAGUCAUAGUGCCCAAAACAGUGACGAUGGGGAGCCUGCGACAGACAGUUCACACUUGUCUCCAUGCUCUGACCAUGAUCAACCGGUUGAAGGUGGCAGAGAUGAAGGCAUGGGAGAGAAUAAAGUGGCAGAAGAUACACAAAUAAAUAGUGAUGAAGGGAAGAAAGAGGAGGGUGAGACGGUAAAGGAAGACCAACCAGAGGAGCAGGAAGUUGUUUCUGACGAGGUAGUUGAAGAGAAAGGGCAGAAGAUGGUGGAAGGAGAGGAUGAGAGGAUGGGUGAGGAAAAGGUGGAGGAGAAAGACAUUGAGAUUGGUCAGGAGGUGGAAGAGACCUCUGAUGUGCUCUGCCAGACCAGCAAGGCAGCUAACGAUGAAACCACCAUGGACGUCUCCAUCCUAGACACAGACAGUGGCUGGAUGGACUCACAAGAUGAUGACAAAAGUAUCAUGACUGAGCAAAUCGAAGCCCUUCCUCAGACCCAGAGUCCUACCAGUACACCUGUGGUGGACAGACCCGCUAAACGGGCCCCUGGCAGAGGAAGGGGCCGUCUUGGCACCACUGAGAGUAAAGUGUUCCGCAAAGUACCCAGCCACCAUCCACCUCGAGAGGAGAUAAAGAAGAAAAAAGGGGUGAGGAGGGUUGACCAGAAUAAGGUGUCAGCCCUCCAAAGUCGUUCUCCAUCUCGAAAGAGUGUAGCCAAAGCGGCGGCCAGACACCCUAGGCCUGCUCUGCUUCACGGCUCUGCUAGACGCAAGGCCACAGGUAUGGAAAGCCAUCAGCCCCUCAGUGUGGCCCACCAGUCCAGGGAGAGGACCACUGAGAGAGCAUACCGCAGCCCUGAGAAGAGGUCGUCCCUGCCUAGGCCUGCCAAGUCUCUGACACGCCACAUCCCUGCUGCUGAACAAGAGGACAGCACCCCCUGCAGGCCAACCUGCACAGACUCGGCACGUUCCCGAUCAGUCCGUAGCGGAGCCUCCACCCCUGGCUCCUCCGCCGUCACACCCGGCACACCCCCCAGCUACUCCUGCCGCACCCCUGGCUCACGCACGCCCGGCAGCCACACGCCCAAAUCCUUCAGCGUCCUCCAGGAGAAAAAGGUGGCGGUGAUCCGAACCCCACCCAAGUCUCCUUCCUCCGCCCAACGGCAGCUGAAGGUUCUCAAUCAGCCCCUGCCUGACCUUAAGAAUGUAAAGUCAAAGAUUGGGUCCACCUCCAACCUCAAGCACCAGCCGAAGGGCGGACAGGUCAUGAUUCCGAGUGUUAAACUGGACUUUAGCCACGUUCAGGCUAAAUGUGGCUCCCUGGACAAAAUCCAACACGCAGCGGGCGGGGGAAACGUCCAAAUCCAGACCAAGAAGAUCGACGUGAGCCACGUCACUGCCAAAUGUGGCUCCAUGUCCAACAUCCGCCACAGACCAGGGGGAGGUAAUGUACGUAUUGAGAAUGUGAAGCUGGACUUUAAAGAGAAGGCCCAUGCCAAGAUCGGAUCCCUGGGCAACACCAGCCACACUCCUGGAGGGGGAAACAUCAUGAUCGAGAGCCACAAGCUGACCUUCCGGGAAACAGCCAAAGCUCGGGUGGAUCACGGCGCAGAAAUCAUCGUCACCCACUCCCCCGGGGUCGAGACAGGAGGCACUUCCCCUCGCCUGUCCUCCGCCGGCAGCAUCAACCUCCUGGAGUCACCCCAGCUCUCCACGUUGGCCCAGGAUGUCACCGCUGCCCUGGCCAAGCAGGGCUUAUAAGCGGACUGCCUCCGCUUUCGGUUACCCUCCAAAAUCCAUUACUCCUCUUCCCAUCAAUCUCAUUCACUCAUCCAGUGUUCUCCCAAGGUCCCUAACUGCAACGUGACCCCAACACACACUCGACCCCACAGGUUCUACAGUUGUAGUUGAUUGACUGUCUCGUCCGUCAACCACCCUUCCAGCGGGAUUUUAAAAACUGAAUUCUCUCAUUAUUCUUCAUUCCACGCCCAGUCACUCUUUGUCUUUCGUUCAUUUUCAUUCGCUCAAAUAUGGACAUUUUUGUUUUGGUUUUAGAUUAUGAUGAAUGCUGAAGUUUGAGUGGAUGUGUUUGUCCAAGAAAGCAUUGGUGGUUUAACGACUGUACAGCGAUUUUUAGCGUGAAAAGCAUCACAUUCCACUUGGGUGGAGAUUAAGGCGAAACUCAUGCAUAAUGUCCAUUCAGAAUUUAUAUGGUACUGAAUGCAAGAUAUAACUACUAGAAACUAGACGCUAGUCUUAAAGAUACAGCUGUGCGAGAGACUUAACGUACAGAAAUUAGGUGUGUAACUGCACCUGCAAAAUGGCUGAUGAGCAUGUUUGCUAAAAUGUGACUUUUUAAGUCAAACGACAUGGGUUUUUUUGUUUUUUUGUUUGUUGGUUGGUUUUAAUCUUAUGAUUUUCUGAAACGUGCUGAAUUGUUGGACAAAUGGUGUUCUCUUGUUAUGUUUUCUUUUUAUAUAUAUGUCACUGUAGUAGAAGUUGUUACAGUUUUGUACAUUCCCCGUGGCUGCACUGGCUUUUUAGCACUUAAAUGUGGAUAACCAUUGCAGUUUUGUCGAGUCAAGCGCUAAAAGACUAGCUUUCCAAUAGAUUUUUCUUUUCUUUUUUGCAAACCAAUGGGCUGCUCUUUUUGUUUGGUUUUUACGUUAGCUCUGUGAUUUUUAUAAGGCUGCAACAAUGCUGUUAUGCUGGCAUGGCAAAUAAAUGAUAAAUAAAUUAGAUCUAUUUGGAGCAAUCUUAAACUUUUCGGUGUGAGUGUAAACAACCAGGGUGCAUUCUAGUGUGUUCAAGGCCCCUCAUGCUCCCGUGGCCUUUCUCUUGCAGAGACUGGGUUGUAUAAUGUAUUUGAAUGGGCAGCAGUCCCAAAGUUUGUUUGAAAAGAGGAAAGUACGAAGCUUUAUAUGAAAACAUUCCAUUGAAAGAGCAGCUACUUGGCCCUUUUGUGUGUUUGAACCAGUAACUUAACAGGAAAUGAAAGCAGAAAGGACAAAGAAAUGAAGAACGGGAGUAACCCUCAACUUGCAGCUGUUAGAAUUCAGAAAAAAAAGAAUAGAAACAAAACUGUUCUAGCAUAUUCUCUGCUCACCAUUGUGAAACUCUGCCCCCCUUAUCCUCCUCCCCCGAUGUCAGUUACCCCUCCAGUGUUUUUCUGUGCUCCCUUUACUCUUGCCUCCCUCUUUGCCUGUGUAAGUGUAUUUAAAAGACCAUGUAGAUGUGUGCACACUUUUCCGAUGUUUGAGACGUACUUAUGACAAAUGCUCCUACAGGAUGACGACAACAGAAAUAAAGAAAAUAAAAACU
Messenger RNA from Morone saxatilis (striped sea-bass), 7328 nucleotides. Its product is annotated as microtubule-associated protein 2-like. Gene Ontology annotation, molecular function: microtubule binding. NCBI's taxonomy places the organism in Eukaryota, Metazoa, Chordata, Actinopteri, Moronidae. Gene Ontology annotation, biological process: neuron projection development; microtubule cytoskeleton organization. The transcript is spliced from 15 exons. Gene Ontology annotation, cellular component: neuron projection. The record is from RefSeq and is a predicted model, not a curated record. Bases 1443 to 5768 code for a protein of 1441 amino acids.